Messenger RNA from Raphanus sativus (radish), 2448 nucleotides. RefSeq lists its product as uncharacterized. Gene Ontology annotation, cellular component: SAGA complex. Bases 953 to 2029 code for a protein of 358 amino acids. NCBI's taxonomy places the organism in Eukaryota, Viridiplantae, Streptophyta, Magnoliopsida, Brassicales, Brassicaceae. Gene Ontology annotation, molecular function: transcription coactivator activity. The transcript has a single exon. Gene Ontology annotation, biological process: regulation of transcription by RNA polymerase II. The record is from RefSeq and is a predicted model, not a curated record.
CUUAUGUCAACUUAGUUUAAGUACAAAGAGAGCAAAAAAAAACUUUAUCAAGAGAGAGAGAGAAAGGACAUAACAGAAGACCAAAGAAAAAAAAACAGAGAAUAAAAACAAAAAAAGGAAGAGGAAGAAGAAAACGAACAAAACCCAAUAAGCAGAGAUCGGAGAUAAUUAAAAAAAAAAAGAAGCUUUCGGACAUUCAAAUCUAAACACGAACAAAGCCCACGAAGAUUUAAUCGAAGCGAAGCAGAGGAGUAUUAAGGAGACAGAGAGAGAGAUCAUUGGUUGGUUUGGUCGGAAGAAAGAAAGUUACUUCUUUUGUUCGGUUUUUUUUUUGUCAUUUGUCUGAAUUCUCUGGUCAAUCAUAGCCCAAAAAAGGUUGCUUUUUUUUUCUUCUUCUUCUGCUUACAAGCUUUGGGUCCCGCUUCUCUCAUUGCCCGCUUCCUCGUUCUCCAAUUCGAAUUUCAUCCCUUUUUAAGCGCAAUUCAGAAUCCGUUGCUCUGUUCUCAACCUCCCUCCACUGAUCUCGAUUUGCUCUCCAGCUGAGAUUCCGGUAACUCCUCAAAGUUCUAAGCUUUUCGAAAUGGGUUUUGAAAGAUAAAUGCUCUGCUCUGAUGCAGUUUCCUGUGAAGUCGGUGCGUUUUUGUCUUUCUGAGGGAUUGAUUUUGGUAAAUUUUGAGCUAGGGUUGAGAGUUAAGGUUACUUGGUGCGAGCUAGAUAGUAGAUGUUGAUCUCUGUUCUCUAGGGGUUUGGUUUUGUUGGGAGAUGAAAUCUGGAGUGGCCUGUACGUACUAAAAGGUUCUUGUAAUGCUCCUGGAUUUGAGUCUGAGAAGUUGUAAUAAGUUAAUGAGUUGGGUUUAUUGGUGUGAAGGAUAACUAGACGCUUAGAGAGGGUGCAUCUAGUAGCACUCCCUCUGACUGUUUCAUCGGUGUUUUCGAGUUUGGAAGAAGAAGUAUGCAAGGUCCUGAAGAUCCCAGGAUUGAUCUGGCUGAGCUGAAAGCGCAUAUUGUGAAGAAGGUUGGGGCUGAAAGAUCUAGAAGGUAUUUUUAUUACUUGGGAAGGUUUCUGAGUCAGAAGGUUACUAAGAGUGAGUUUGAUAAGUCAUGUCACCGUCUUUUGGGGAGGGAGAAUCUCCCUCUACACAACAUGUUGAUUCACUCCAUCUUGAGGAAUGCAUCUCUUGCUAAAUCCCCACCACCUACUACUGGUCGUCACAAAUCAUCGGUGGUUGGGAAAGAAGAUGGAGGACCUGAAGGAAGCGGAUCAUUAGUCCGUAACCGUAAUAGGAAUGAUCAUGUUUGGUCAAAUGGGGUGUUACCUCCAAAGGUGGCAACAAGAGACAGGCCUAGUCCACUUGGACCAAACGGGAAGGUCGAGAGUCUGUUGCAUCAGCCGCAUUGUAGAGAUGACAAAAGCGGUAACAGAAACAUGGAGAACGGAGGACCAUGUAGGUAUGCUGAUGAAAGAGGCGGUGCGUUACUGGAUAAAGGUAAGGUCGCAGCUCCAGUUAGCAGAGAUGAGGAAGCUCGAGAGGAGGAGCGAGGUAGAUUGGGAACUCUUUCCACAAGCCCUGUAGUUGCACCUCUAGGGAUUCCAUUUUGGGCAGCUAGUGUCGGUGGGGCCCGCAGAACAGUACCAGUUUCGACCAGGGCUAACUUCAUCGGUUGCUACGACAGUGGUGGAUUGUCAGACGCAGAGAUGCUGAGAAAGCGGAUGGAGAGUAUUGCAGUAGCACAGGGUCUUGGAGGGGUUUCACCUGAGUGUUCUAGUAUGUUAAAUAGCAUGCUGGACGUGUACCUGAAGAAACUGAUUAAAUCAUGCGUUGAUUUGUCUGGAGCUCGGUCCACGAAUGGAAACCAAAGUAAUAGUUUGCAGAUACAAACUAGCAACCAAUCAUCUGACACAACGCAAGUGUCUUUGCUUGACUUUAGAGCUGCAAUGGAGCUUAAUCCAUCCCAACUUGGGGAAAACUGGCCAUUGCUUCGGGAGAGACUUCUGAUGCGUUCGUUUGAAGAACGAGAAGAGGUGUGAAGGAGAGAAUGGUUGGGAUAUUGGAUACUGCAAAUUGUCUGAGUAAGCUUCUCUGGCCACUGGUUCUAAACCGCUGCCUCCCAUGAUGGCUGAAAGACACAUCUACGCCCUGCAGCCGCAGACUAGGGCAGGUUAGUGGUAGCUUGGCCAUCCCAGCGAGUUUCAAGCUCUGUGUAACAGGGCACGCCGCCCGGUUAGGGGAUAAAGAGAAAGUUUUGGUGGGUUUUAAGCGGGAGCAAGGUACAAACACAAUCAUGUAAUAGCUGCAGUACUGCUGUGUUCCAAUUGUAUGUAACAUAAUAGUCUUAUAUUCAUUUCUUGAAAACACUUUGACAUCACUUUUACAUUUUUUUUUACAUUUACCGAGACUAAGAAUGUAUGAUGAAAUCUUUGUUCUUCAAAUGACAUCUUUUUCUACC